Messenger RNA from Leptonychotes weddellii (Weddell seal), 547 nucleotides. Lineage: Eukaryota; Metazoa; Chordata; Mammalia; Carnivora; Phocidae. The record is from RefSeq and is a predicted model, not a curated record.
AUGGUGCUGAAGAACCACUGGAUCUUCAGGGCCCUGCAGCAACCCAGAGGAAUAGGGCCCUUCUGCUUCAGCUGCAGGUAUCACUUUAGCCUCCAGCCCCAGCCUGGAACAUUCGGCUACUGGCAUCAUGAAGUUCAGCCCGUUCCUUGUCCUCUGCGUCCCCCUCUGCCUGGUUGGCAUUGCCAGCUCAGCCCAUCUCAAGCAAGAGGCCCCCGGGAGCUGUCCCAAACUCUGCCUGCCACGUGUCAGCUCCCUCCAGCGAGGGGCCCCUGCAGAGGCCUCUUCUACUGGUACUUCUACGACAACAUGUCCAGUGAGUGUGAGCACUUCGCCUACGGUGGCUGUCAGGGCGCUGACAACAAUCUUGAGACCACGGAGAUCUGUUUGAGGAUCUGCAAGCACGCUGAGACAAGGUAAAGAGCAGCUGAAGACCAUGUCUGCAUCCUCCUGGCCUUGACUGAAAGCUGGCUGGGCCUCCUUUCCUGCACCUAGUCCCUGCUUGGAACCCAUCCUGUAGCCCUCCAGGCCUGGGUCAAUAAAACAUUCA